CUGCCACUCAAAUUAUCUGAAACAACUUCGGAUUGGCAUUGUAGAAAGUAAGUUUGCGUUUAGGGGUUAAAUUUGUCUGUUAAAAAAAAGAACACCUCCAAAAGAUUAUUUUGGUAGAUUAGGAAAUGGCUCUAAAUCCACAAUAUGAAGCGAUAGGAAAAGGAUUUGUACAACAAUAUUAUGCAUUAUUUGAUGACCCAACUCAAAGGCCUAAUUUGGUUAACAUGUAUAAUGUGGAACUAUCGUUUAUGACCUUUGAAGGUGUUCAGCUACAAGGAUCUGUGAAAAUUAUGGAAAAAUUAAAUUCUCUAUCAUUUCAAAAAAUAAAUAGGAUAAUAACUGCAGUAGACUCUCAACCGAUGUUUGAUGGUGGUGUUUUAAUAAACGUAUUGGGAAGGCUGCAGACAGAUGAAGAUUUGCCCCACGCUUAUGUGCAAACAUUUGUACUGAAACCAAUAGAGGGAAGUUUUUUCGUACAACAUGAUAUAUUCCGUCUUGUCCUUCAUGAUACGGCAGAUGAAGAUCCCCCACAUGCAUUUUCCCAGAUAUUUGUUUUAAAACCUUUAGGAAACUCAUUUUUCGUUCAACAUGAUAUUUUCAGAUUGGGAAUUCAUGAUAUAGCAUAAGUCAUAUAUUGAAUUUUUAUAUUGUAUUUCUUGCAAAAUUAUUCUUAAAAGCUACACUACACAUAUACUACUUUCCUUUAAUGCUUGUAAUCAUUCAUAAUUAAUUA
Molecule: messenger RNA, 733 nt
Organism: Anoplophora glabripennis (Asian longhorned beetle)
Lineage: Eukaryota; Metazoa; Arthropoda; Insecta; Coleoptera; Cerambycidae
Gene: Ntf-2
Product: probable nuclear transport factor 2
Exons: 5
Coding region: 126-626 (166 amino acids)
Biological process (GO): protein import into nucleus
Cellular component (GO): nuclear pore central transport channel
Source: RefSeq, a predicted model, not a curated record